CAAAUUUUCAGUUAAAGUUUUUAAAUGAGUACAGAAAUCGUGCAAAUACACGUUGGACAAUGUGGGGUACAGAUGGCAAAUGCUUUAUGGGAAUUAUACUGUUUAGAACAUGGUAUACUCCUUGAUGGUGAAGUUUGUAAUUUGUGCCCAGAAUCAUUUACAAAUCCUUUGUUUUCAAUUACUCCAUCCGGAAAAGCUGUUCCACGGGUUAUUAUGGUUGAUUUGGAACCAACGCCAAUAGAUGAAAUUAGAACAGGGGCCUACAGGCAACUUUUUCAUCCUAGUUGUUUGAUAACCGGAAAAGAGGAUGCAGCGAGUAAUUUUGCACGAGGUUUUUUCACUGUUGGAAGAGAGCAAAUUGAUGUAGUAAUGGAACGAGUUCGCCAAGCAACAGAAAAUUGUAAUAAUUUACAAGCAAUUUUUAUUUCUCGAUCUUAUGGAGGUGGAACUGGUUCAGGUUUUACAACUUUACUCUUGGAAAGACUGCUUAUAAAUUACGGAAAAAAAGCAAAAGUAGAAUUUGCAAUUUAUCCUGCCCCAAAUUUAUCGCCUAUAAUUGUAGAGCCUUAUAAUGCUGUAUUUGCUGCACAUGAGUCUAUUGAAACAAUAAAUGCCUCUUUUAUAAUCGAUAAUGAAGCUGUGUAUGAUAUUUGCGCAAACAAAUUUAAUGUUCAACAACCUACAUAUACAAAUUUAAAUCGACUUAUUGCACAGGUUGUUUCAGCCUCACACAGCUCACUACGUUAUCCAAACGCAUCUCCUUUAUCAAUAGACGAAUUACAAACCAAUUUAGUUCCAUAUCCUCGAAUACAUUAUCCAAUGAUAUCAUAUUCACCUCUUGUUGGUGGUGCAAAGACUGGCUUUGAAGGUUUUACGAUAGGACAAAUUACAAAUGAAUGCUUUGAACCGGCGAGUCAAAUGUUAAAAGUUGAUGCAAGGCUGGGUGCUUACUUAUCAUGCUGUUUUAUUUAUCAAGGUGAUGUUAAUGCAGGAGACAUUAAUAAUUGCGUCAAUGCUCUCAAAACUAAUAGAAAUCUACAUUUUAUUGAAUGGUCUCCGUCUGGAUUUAAAAUUGCAAUUAAUCCAGUUCCUCCAAUGGCAGUUGUAGGAGGUGAUCUUGGCCCCGUACCUAGGUCGCUAUGUUUACUAUCUAAUAGUUCUGCUAUUAAAACUGUAUGGAUAAGAUUGUUAAAUAAAUUUGAUUCUAUGUACAAGAAGAGAGCAUUUGUUCAUCAUUACGUUGGUGAAGGUAUGGAAGAAGGAGAAUUUAAAAAUGCUCGAGAUGAUAUUGAAGCUUUAAUACAAGAUUAUAAAGAAUUGGAAGACUCAACUAACGGAAAAAAACCCGAAGAAGAUGCUGAUGAGAAUUAAAAAAUUAAUUUUUGUUGUUGUUGUUGUUAAAUUUAAAAAAAUUGUAAUAUCGAAAUAAAAGUAUAAAGCGUUCAAUUUUAUCCAAGAUGUUUGCUUAUACAUUCACCGGCACAGAAUUUGAAGAUCGGAGUGCCACAAAAGACUUUCUCAGUUUACGAAUGAUGCUAUUUAAAACCGAUGGUGCAAUCACUCUUAGUACAUGUAAUUUAAAGUCAAUAGCGUCGAUUUUUUUUUCUCGCUCAAACAAGCACGUACGACAACGAUGAAUAGCGCUUUUUCUAGAGCAAAGAACUUAAGCAUCAUUUUUUGCGGAGAUACAAGUAGCUGAAAUUAUGAAAAAUUUUUAGAUAAUUCAAUUAUGACGAAAUUCUGUGCCGGCAAGUUAAUAUGAUGCAAUCAUGAUGCAAUUCUUUUGAACAAGCUCAAAUUUGAUUUCGAGAUCUAAAACUAAAAUUAAUUGGAAUGCAAAUGAGCGAUUUUCGUAUUAUUUUUUAAUUCAACCGUGAGAAAUGCUUACGAUUUCACACACUGACGGGCAUGGCACCCUCUCUAAAAUCCAAAAUACUUUAUUAAAAAUUUAAAACUUGAAAUAUUUAUUAGUUAAUCCACCAGAUCAAAUUAAUUAGACGUGAUUUUAAUUGGAUCGGUUCCGAUUGGAUCUCUCAGAACAUUUUUAAAUCGUGAACGGCUUCUUCAGAACAUUUUUAAACCAACCGACCGCUACAACAAACGUUUUGUAUAGAUCGAACCGCUAAUAUUUUUCAAGAUUUAUAUUAUUUGAAAGGGAAUGUGGGGAUAUUCAAUAGUAAUUUUCAUAUUCAACGAAAUAUUUUGGAAAUUUGGAGAGAGUGGACUAGCUACUCACUUUUUCUUUUAGUUGUUUUUUCUUUCAUAUCAAAAUAUAAUAUUAAUAUUUAUCGAAUAUUUUGAAUUUUGCGCGUUUAAGCUUUGUGGGCGUUUAAUCAUUCGUUUGAUACUCCCACUAUUUUAA
Chrysoperla carnea is the source of this 2362-nucleotide messenger RNA. RefSeq names its product tubulin alpha chain-like. The coding region runs from base 25 to 1371 and encodes 448 amino acids. Gene Ontology annotation, molecular function: GTP binding; structural constituent of cytoskeleton. Lineage: Eukaryota; Metazoa; Arthropoda; Insecta; Neuroptera; Chrysopidae. The transcript is spliced from 6 exons. Gene Ontology annotation, cellular component: microtubule; cytoplasm. The record is from RefSeq and is a predicted model, not a curated record. Gene Ontology annotation, biological process: mitotic cell cycle; microtubule cytoskeleton organization.